GGACUCUCCUUAAGUAUCCUCAACUUUAUGGGGCAGGACAGAGACAUGAGGCCUACAACAAGAAAUUAUUUUUGUUAACAAUGUUAGAUACUUUGUGGCAAAGCAUGGUUAUCUUCUGGGCACCUCUCUUUGCAUAUUGGAGUAGCACAAUUGAUGUGGCAAGCAUUGGAGACCUUUGGACUUUAGGAGUUGUUAUUUUGGUUAAUUUACACUUGGCCAUGGAUGUCAUAAGGUGGUAUUGGGUGACACAUGUUGUCAUUAGGGGGUCCAUUGUUGCAACUUUCAUUAGUGUCAUGAUCAUUGAUUCUAUCCCCAAUCUUCCUGGCUACUUGGCCUUCUUUGAUGCUGCAGGAACUGGAUUGUUCUGGUUAUUGUUGCUUGGAAUCAUAGUAACAGCAUUGCUUCCGUAUUUGGUUGUAAAAUUUGUUUAUCAAUACUAUUUUCCUAAUGAUAUUCAGAUUUGUAGAGAAGCAGAGAAGAUUGGGUAUGACAGGGUUGUUGAAAGUGGACAGGUAGAAAUGCUUCCUAUCUCAGAUAAUCCAUCAAGAUAAGAGAAGUGAUCUUCUAUCUUUUUUUUUCUUUCUUAUGCAUAGUUCCAUAUUCUUUUGGCUACUUGAGAGUAUAUUUGUUUAUUACCAGACUUCAUUGGUUGCUAUCCGAAGGAUAGAGGUUUUGUUAUCACUGUAGAGGUUUGUUGUAUCUUCAUUCUUUUGUAUCAUAAAUUUAACAUGUAAAUUAAUCUUGAUUACAGCAGAAAAAGAAAAAAGUUGAUUGCAUCUUA
Molecule: messenger RNA, 781 nt
Organism: Glycine soja
Lineage: Eukaryota; Viridiplantae; Streptophyta; Magnoliopsida; Fabales; Fabaceae
Product: phospholipid-transporting ATPase 1-like
Exons: 2
Coding region: 81-551 (156 amino acids)
Biological process (GO): phospholipid translocation
Cellular component (GO): plasma membrane
Molecular function (GO): ATPase-coupled intramembrane lipid carrier activity
Source: RefSeq, a predicted model, not a curated record